AUGGCGCCACAGCGCACACUCGCAGAUUCAAUGCAAGGCCUCAGUCUAGAUGACUCCAAACCAGCAAAGACUGCAAUAUCUUAUCCUGAUACGCAGCCCAAGCCUAAUCCGAAACCGGCUCGCUGGCCCAAACUGCCUGAAGGCUGGCAGCAGCAAGACCGAUACUUCGCGCUCGGUUGGGAUAUCAAACACCCUCGCCUGCAGGAGUUUGUCAAGAUGUACACUCCGGAACACCUCCUCGACGUGCCAUACCUUAUCCGCGCGCCCGAGAUCCUCGAGCGGGGUUGUUGCUGGCGUCCGAUUCAUCUGUUCACCGCCCUUCCUCAGGAUGCGAGUCCGCCCGAGCCAUGGGAUGACCCCGACUGUCCAUCGAUGACCAUCAUCGCGAUUUCUUUUACAUCGGACCAGCAGCUUUAUGAUAGAAGGCCUACGCGGGAGCAGUACGACUGGUUGAGCCUGGUGUUUGGAUGUCGUCCGGAAUGGUAUAGGGACGUCUUUCCAAAGAAAUACGCCUAUUUCCAAGAUAUUUGGCCCUGA
This is a messenger RNA of Rhodofomes roseus, 537 nucleotides long. RefSeq lists its product as uncharacterized. Bases 1 to 537 code for a protein of 178 amino acids. Lineage: Eukaryota; Fungi; Basidiomycota; Agaricomycetes; Polyporales; Fomitopsidaceae. The record is from RefSeq and is a predicted model, not a curated record. The transcript has 2 exons.